Molecule: messenger RNA, 339 nt
Organism: Linum tenue
Lineage: Eukaryota; Viridiplantae; Streptophyta; Magnoliopsida; Malpighiales; Linaceae
Source: the annotation of a GenBank genome assembly
AUGUACCCCCAACCUCCUAAAAGGCAACAAUUCUACUUCCUCCUUCCAUCUAGUUGGUUCUUGUUUUCCAUCUUCCCGAUUAAGAAGAGCAAUUCUACAUCUCUUGGUUUAAAAGUAACAUACCCUAAGCGCAGAGAUGCGAUCGUGAAGAAAGCCACAGAGCUAUCUGUUCUAUGUGGCACAGAUGUUAGUCUCAUUUUGUUCUCCCCCAAGGGAAAAUUGACUAGCUUUGCUACCCACGGAAGGUUUGUGUUGCCAUGGGAUCCUUCCUGCAUUUACUCUUUUUUUGUUUCUUUUUUUUGUCACGCUCUUUUUUGGUGUUGGAUGAUACAUUGCUAG